Messenger RNA from Xenopus laevis (African clawed frog), 3525 nucleotides. RefSeq names its product ankyrin repeat and LEM domain containing 2 S homeolog (gene ankle2.S). Bases 436 to 3354 code for a protein of 972 amino acids. NCBI's taxonomy places the organism in Eukaryota, Metazoa, Chordata, Amphibia, Anura, Pipidae. The transcript is spliced from 13 exons. The record is from RefSeq and is a predicted model, not a curated record.
CUAACAGAUGGAACCGGAAGUGUAGCUUGCGUAGAGCGCCCUGCCCUCAGUUGGCUACUGGAGGAGGAAGUAGGGUAGGGCUGGAGUUUGGAGUUACGUCUGUGAGAGUGUAGAGCGACAAUUGACAACUUAAGUGUUGUCGUCAUUGUGGCUUUAGGUCUAUGAAGUGAAAGGGUUAAGUAUUGUUUAGCGAAGACCAUGUGGUAACGUGGGGCCCGAUUACAGGAGAAGCUCAUAUACAGGGCGGCUAUUGAUGUUCUUUAGUGGUUUUCCUGAAAGUGUUGCCAAGGGAAGAAGAGAACGAAGUCACUGACAGGACGGCGUGAUGUGAAAGAAGCCGCAACUAAAGGAGGGGAUUAAGCGAGUUUCUUUGAGAGGCAGAGUCUCGGGUGAAGGUGGCUCUAUAAUUAGUGGGCCGUGUUAUUCCUGCUUGUCAUGCACUUCUCGUGGGACAGUGUGGGGAGCCUGCAGGUCGCGCUGGCCUGUGUACUGGUGCUGCUGGCGACUUGUCUCUUCCGUCUGGCAGAAAGGAGGCGUGGGCACAAGUGUAACAGCGACGAGCCAUGUCUGUCCGACCCACAGGCUGGUACUGAAGUGCAGCUGGGUGAGGAGAAGCCCUUGGCACAGAGUAUGGAUAUUAUCCUCAGCCAGCUGAAGCUCCUUGACCCUGACCAGCUAAGAGAAGAAAUAUUAAAUGCUGGUUUGAAGUGCGGACCAGUCACAUCCACAACAAGAUUUAUAUUUGAGAAGAAACUAGCACGCGUGUUACUGGAGCAACAGGGAGUGGGCUUAGAGGACACUUCAACUCUCUGUGAUGGUAAUGCCAGUGUGUCUGAUGGGAAUGCAGGAGCUGAUAACAAGCAGCAUACACUUUCCAUUCAGCAAAAAAACUGCUCGGAAGAUGGGGACUUUGGGUACAGUCUUGGACUAAAUCCACCUUCAGAAGAGACCACACUGGCAGAUAAAGGUUUCACAGAGAAUAAUGGAAGAUCAUUAGAUGAACACCAGACCUUCACCCCAACACCUAAGGAUCCAUCUCUGUUCUAUGCAGUUUGUCCUGUCUAUGAGGAGACCCUUAAUAAAAAUGAAAAAGUACACAUUUAUGCAGACAAGAAAGAAAUGCUUCAAGUGGUUAAGAUGUUAAAGGGUUCAAGAUUUAAUUCCUUUGUCUCCAGGGAGGAUGCUGAGAAGUUUGCAAGAGGCAUAUGUGAUUACUGCCCAUCACCUAGCAAGUCUUCUGUGGCCCUGUCCCCUGAAGAACUUUCACCAGCUCUAGUGAGAGAUGAAAUCAGCUCUCAGACUGAAAGCAUCAACAAAGAGAGGGCGAAUAAUUUCAAGAGUCCCAGGACACAAGAUCUAACCGCAAAGCUGAGGAAGGCUGUAGAAAAAGGAGAUCUAUCUACUUUUUCAGAUCUUAUUUGGACCAAUCCACGUUAUCUCAUAGGCUCUGGCGAUAACCCUACUGUAGUUCAGGAAGGGUGCAGGUACAAUGUCAUGCAUGUGGCUGCCAAGGAGAAUCAGGCUGGUAUCUGCCAGCUCCUCUUGGAAACCUUGGAAAAUCCAGAAUUCAUGCGGCUCAUGUACCCUGAUGAUGAUGACCUCAUGCUACAUAAACGGAUCCAAUAUAUUGUAGAUCUGUAUCUGAACACUCCAGACAAGAUGGGUUUUGACACUCCUUUGCACUUUGCUUGCAAGUUUGGGAAUGCUGAUGUUGUGAGAGUGUUAUGCUCACAUCCCAACAUUUUAAAAAAUCCUCGAAACAAGUAUGAACAGACACCAGAGGAGGUUGUCUGUCAAAGAAGCAAAAAUAAAUCUGCAGAUCUUAAGAAUCGGAUGAAAGAGUAUUUGAAAGGUCUUUUUUAUGUGCCACUACUACGGGAUGAGGACAACUCUUCAUUUCCAGUUAUAGGAGCUCCUUGGUCUCACGAGAAGCCUGACCUAUUCCAGACCAGAUUCUCUGGCAGUCCCAAAGAUCCACUGUUAACUGUGAGAGCAUUUGCCGGCCCUAUGAGUCCUUCUAAGGCAGAGGAUUUCAGAAGAGUUUGGAAAACCCCACCACGGGAGAAAGCUGAAUUUUAUCACAAAAUCAGAAAAACAGACCCAGAAAGAGGAGCAGAGAGAGUGGGGAGAGUGCUCGCUCAUGAGCUGGAUGUGCCUUGGGUGGAAUACUGGGAUUUCCUUGGCUGCUUUGUUGACCUCUCUUCCCUGGAGGGUCUGAGGAAGCUGGAGGAGUAUCUGAGCAAGAGAGAAACAAGUGAGAGAGCACAGCUGGAAUCAGACUAUGAGAUGUGUAACAAGUUUAAGACUCCUUCAGAAAGGCGCAAAAAAAUGUGCAAUUCCAUAUCUGUUGGAGCCUUUCUGGAUGAUGAGGAUGAUGCGAGUUUGGAAGAACUCAGAAACCGUCAGAACUCAGCGCUAAAACACAGUAACUCUCAAUCAGAGACAGUCACAGAGUGUAUUAUGGACCCCACCAGUGCAGUUCAUAGCAGUGACCAGCAGAAUGGUAUUAAACCAGGAUUCUGUAGUCCAUUAAGCAAUGAUCUGGAUCUUCCUGAGAAAAGUAGGCAUAAAGGUGUAACGGAAGGAAUGAUAUCACCAGUCUCUAACCUUAUGGCUGAUUUUGACAAACUGGCAGUUGACAAUGAAACAUGGAACAUAAAGUCUGUGUCCUCAAAUGAUGAAAAUGUAAUUAUAACUAGUCAAAGCCAAAUGGCUAAAGAAACUGAGCACAAUUUACAUGCUGGUUCAUCUACAAGGACAGAUGGUUCAGUAUUAUCACAGCUGAUGCCAGAGCUCAGUCUGCAGGAUAAACAUUCUCCUCCCAGAAACCGCAUUGGUCUCUCACCCCUACGUGCCUCGUCACAGUCUUCCAUUCAUCUGGGUAUGAAAACUCCACCCAGAAACCAAUGUAACAGGAGAAUCUUCCUGCUGGGAGACGAACCUUCCAAACUAGACAGUGAUGUUCUGUCAGCAGUGGAAAAUGUUGAAAUCGAUGGACACCAGUACCCCAGUAUUUCUAAAUGGAAGCAAGUUGUGUUGUCAUAUCCCAAUACAGCUCGCCAGAGUUGGCCAAGUCCAGCACGUCUGUCAGGUAGAAGUAAAUCCCAGAUGUUCUGUUCCAGUUCUCCUGGAAGCCAUGUUUAUUCUACUCCUGGACAAUACAGUCCCAUUCUUGGAAGCCCUGGGAAAUACAUGAACACUUGUGAUGAUGGCAGCCCAGGGAGAUACAGCCCUGCCUAUGCCAGUCAUUUCCAACGUCUUCAAGUCCCACACUGGGCUCAAGCUCCACCACAUGUGAUGUUAUCGGAGAGAAGAGCCGAAACAGAGGAAGUGUCUUGUGAAGACUCUCUUUAAAGUUUGAUGAUUUGAUGUUUUGUUCCUAAAAUAAGAAGCAGAUCAAGGGGUCUGAUACAUUUAUUCUUCAUCACUGCAGGCAUCUUUAUUGUAGGGAUGCACCGAAUCCAAAAUUUUGGAUUCGGCUGAACCCCUGAAUCGACCGCAUACCGAAUCCUAAUUUUCAUAUGC